This is a messenger RNA of Eriocheir sinensis (Chinese mitten crab), 2425 nucleotides long. It is a transcript of the gene Cdk8, whose product is annotated as cyclin-dependent kinase 8-like. The record is from RefSeq and is a predicted model, not a curated record. Gene Ontology annotation, molecular function: RNA polymerase II CTD heptapeptide repeat kinase activity; cyclin-dependent protein serine/threonine kinase activity; ATP binding. Lineage: Eukaryota; Metazoa; Arthropoda; Malacostraca; Decapoda; Varunidae. Gene Ontology annotation, cellular component: mediator complex; nucleus. The coding region runs from base 143 to 1573 and encodes 476 amino acids. The transcript has 14 exons. Gene Ontology annotation, biological process: protein phosphorylation.
GUGACAUCAAGAUCAGGAACAAGCCCUCAGGAAAGGGGUUUGACAGACCACAAAAGAUCUCAAAUUAUUCCCUCUCCUGCUCGCUCCCGGCCCUCAAAUCCCCAACCCAUGAGAUAAUUAAACGUCCAAGGUCUUUAUAGUGAUGGAUUAUGAGUGGAAGGAGAAAAGGAACAACGAGAGAGCCAAGGUUGAAGAAUUAUUUGGCUACGAGGGUUGCAAGGUGGGGCGAGGGACCUACGGCCAUGUCUACAAGGCCAAAAGAAAGGACAGUUCCGACACCAAGGAGUAUGCCCUUAAGCAGAUCGAGGGCACGGGACUCUCCAUGUCAGCGUGCCGAGAGAUAGCACUGCUACGAGAGUUGAAACAUCCCAACGUCAUCAACUUACAGAGGGUUUUCCUCUCCCACGCCGACCGUAAGGUUUGGCUGCUCUUCGACUAUGCUGAACAUGACCUCUGGCAUAUAAUCAAGUUUCACCGAGCAGCAAAGGCCAACAAGAAGACAGUACAGGUGACGAAAGGGAUGGUCAAGUCUCUCCUCUAUCAGAUCUUGGACGGCAUUCGCUACCUCCACUCCAACUGGGUCCUGCAUCGAGAUCUGAAACCCGCCAACAUCCUCGUGAUGGGCGAGGGAACAGAGCGCGGCAGAGUCAAGAUCGCAGACAUGGGCUUCGCGAGGCUCUUCAACUCUCCUCUGAAACCCCUCGCCGACCUCGAUCCCGUUGUGGUGACAUUCUGGUACCGUGCGCCGGAGCUGCUGUUGGGAGCACGGCACUACACGAAAGCCAUUGAUAUAUGGGCCAUUGGGUGUAUCUUUGCCGAGUUGCUGACCUCCGAGCCAAUCUUCCACUGUAGACAGGAGGACAUCAAGACCAGCAACCCUUACCACCACGACCAGCUGGACAGAAUCUUCAACGUUAUGGGUUUCCCUCAAGAGAAGGACUGGGUGGACAUCAAGAAGAUGCCUGAACACGGAACACUCAUGAAGGAUUUUAAGAAGAACAACUACUCAAGUUCUUCAUUAGUCAAGUAUAUGGAUAGGCACAAGAUUAAACCAGACGGCAAGGCAUUCAUGUUGUUGCAGAAGUUGCUGACGAUGGACCCCACCAAACGCAUUACCUCGGAGCUGGCCAUGCAGGACCCUUACUUCCUCGAGGACCCACUGCCCACCCAGGAUGUGUUCGCAGGCGGCCCAAUCCCUUACCCCAAGCGAGAGUUCCUGUCCGACGAGGAACAAGACGACAAGUCCGACAACAAGUUAUGUGCCCACCAUAAAUCCAGUGCGCACAAUGGAAACCUCCACAGCAGUAUGAUGAAGAAGAAGGUUUUCAUGGAGCAGAGCUGGACAAACCAACAGAGAGCGGCUGCAGCAAAGGGCGGGGGUGGGGGUGAGCCGGCCUCCAAGAGAGUACGGUUAGGCCACCACCAGAGCAGCAUCGCCGGCCAGCAGAACUUCUCUCACAUGACGCAGCGGAACCACCCAAAUCAGCAGCAGCACCCGGGCCAUGUCCAGCAGGGAGGCAUGAUGAACUACACCAACACACAGCAAAGCAGCAACUUCAACCAGCGUUACUAAGACACGAAUCCUCAGACGCUCUCGGCUCCCACAACAACCAUUUCCCAAGGCCAUAAAGAAGAUUAGUCAGGUUCCCAUAAGUGUUUCUUCACAUCCAUGGUGCAGGAGCCUUGUCAAACUAUCACUAGGCUCAUAAAACUACCCAUGGAAAUACUAACACACCCUUGAUGAAAGCCUUAUCAUAUGUGGGUGGGUAUGUAAGCCUUGAGGAGAUUGGUCAGAUUCCCAUGAGUAUUUUCACAUCCAUGGUGCAGAAGUCUUGUCAAACUAUCACUAGGCUCAUAAAACUACCCAUGGAAAUACUAACACACCCUUGAUGAAAGCCUUAUCGUAUGUGGGUGGGUAUGUAAGCCUCGAGGAGAUUGGUCAGAUUCCCAUGAGUAUUUUCACAUCCAUGGUGCAGAAGUCUUGUCAAAAUAUCACUAGGCUCAUAAAACUACCCAUGGAAAUACUAACACACCCUUGAUGAAAGCCUUAUCAUAUGUGGUUGGGUAUGUAAGCCUCGAGGAGAUUGGUCAGAUUCCCAUAAGUGUUUUUUCACAUCCAUGGUGCAGGAGCCUUGUCAAACUAUCACUAGGCUCAUAAAACUACCCAUGGAAAUACUAACACACCCUUGAUGAAAGCCUUAUCAUAUGUGGGUAGGUACGUAAGCUCCAAAAUGUUUGUGUAUAUGAGCGUAAGUCUCUCUGAUCAGGUAGUCACUAUAUACUGUGAGGAGGGUCAUAUAUGCAAUUAUUAACAGCAGGAUUUAAACCUUACAAUAUUGUCCACUAUUAUAAGACUGAAUAUCAUGUGUUGUGUGCUGUUCAUUGUUGAGUACGUAUUAUCAAUGACCUCAAGUAAGUUAUGAGA